Podospora anserina S mat+ is the source of this 411-nucleotide messenger RNA. RefSeq lists its product as uncharacterized. The record is from RefSeq and is a predicted model, not a curated record. NCBI's taxonomy places the organism in Eukaryota, Fungi, Ascomycota, Sordariomycetes, Sordariales, Podosporaceae. Bases 1 to 411 code for a protein of 136 amino acids. Gene Ontology annotation, molecular function: protein heterodimerization activity. Gene Ontology annotation, biological process: tRNA methylation; rRNA (guanine-N7)-methylation; peptidyl-glutamine methylation. The transcript has 2 exons.
AUGAAACUCCUCACCCUCAACUUCCUCACCUGCGCCGUAAAAACCUGCAAGUCCUCCUCGGACUCGUUCCCCCUCCACCCAAAGGACGCUGAGCUCGCCUCGGACGACGUCGAGGUCAACCCGGAGCUGUUGGUCAACUUGCUUCCGAGGCUGGACUGGAAGGCGCUCAAAACGACGUCCGCAGAGGUAUUUCUCCCCUCAUGCAUCUAUCCGCUCGGCUUCCCCCAACUCCCAGACUCCCCACCAACCAUCGAACAACUCCAAUCAGACGACAAGUUGUUGAAAGACCUGCACUCGCUGCUCAUGGAGACGAACCUGAUGGAGGGCAAGCUCGUCUGCGGGGUGUGCGGGCAUGAGUAUGCCGUUCGGGAGGGGAUUCCCAACUUUUUGCUGCCGAGUCAUUUGGUUUGA